This is a messenger RNA of Rotaria sp. Silwood1, 3882 nucleotides long. NCBI's taxonomy places the organism in Eukaryota, Metazoa, Rotifera, Eurotatoria, Philodinida, Philodinidae. The record is from the annotation of a GenBank genome assembly.
AUGACUGACUUAGGUCGAUGGAUGAAGGCACGAGUAGUCGAACUGAAUAUAUUCGAAAGUGAGACAUCACGUACAAGUGCUUUUCAUUUACGUACUGCAAUCAUCACAACUCGUGUCUAUCUAUUAAUGCUCGUAUUGGCCAUCACAAUUUUGAUUACUUUUACUUCAUUACAAAAUCAAACUGAAACUGUGAGUGUAUUGAAUCCGUCUGAAGUUACCUAUGAUAAUUUAUAUAAAAAAUAUCCGACAACAAUUCAAUGUCCUUGCAAACAUGUUUUAAUGAAUUAUCGUUCAUUCAUGUCCAUAUCAGUUCAAUAUCAUCCUAUUUGUUCUAGCUCAUUUAUAUCCGAUAGAUGGAUUAGUAUUCUUUUCAAUCCAAAUAUAAGUUUUUUUCAUCCAAUUGAUUUUCGAUCAUCAGCUACAGGUCAAUUUCAACUACUUGCAUCGCUUUGUUCUCUUUCUUUGACAUCAGUAUCGGAUGCAAUUGAUGACUUUCUUUCGGCUAAUUUUUUAACACCAGAUGUUUUCUCACGUUUACAAUUCGAUGAACAAAUUCGAACACAAAGUUUGUUUGUACAAAUAUCAACAGCAAAUAUUUUUCAAAAUCUACUACGUCUCGUACGUUCGACCACUUACAGUAAUCGAUUACAAACUGCAUUACAAACAUCUCGAUCGUAUUUUUUCCAACUCGACAUUAAUAAUACAGCAUCUGUAUUUUCAUGGGGUCCUUCUUUUGUUGAUAUUAGAAGAAAUUUGUGCUAUUGUAAUCUUGGAGCAACAUGCUUCUUGCCCUCGACUUUCUAUCUGCCUUUUGUUUAUGCCCUUCCUAUUUAUGGUUCAUAUAGAACGACUACACAACCCAUGGGUAAUGUGACCGGUUUCGUAGCUGGAUGCUAUCCUAUUGAAUCAGUUCUUCGAUCAACACUUGAAUGUUUCUUUGAUUCAUCUUGUUUCAAUACAGUGCUACAAUUCUUUUCUUUAUCGAUCAAUACCACAUUUCAUAGCUUAAAUAAUAGUGAAACACGAUUUCAUCCACAAGAUCCUAUCGAAAGGUUAGUCAAUGAAUUAUUUGUUGAAGACUGGACAACAAUAAGAUCAUUUUCAUCAUAUUAUGCACAAUGUGAGCCCAUUUCAUGUACGUACACUUUCAUACGACGUAAUGAUGCAUUAUACGUAAUAACGAAAUUGUUGGGUCUCUAUGGUGGACUUACUGUUGUUCUUCGUCUUCUUGCAUCACAUACAAUUGGUUGGUGGCGUACACGUACGAAUCGACCGAGACAUUCAACAAAUGUUAAUACAAAUAGAUCUCUCACUGAACGUAUUUAUACCCUAUGGUUAUGGAUACGAAUACAGAUGAUUGAAUUUAAUUUAUUCAAGACUCCUAUAACACGUCAUGAUUCAUAUGAAUUGACUACAUCAAGAAUAACGACUCGUAUUUAUCUUCUUGUUCUCUUUCUAUCGAUUAUAAUUCUUAUUAUAUAUACAGCAUCGAAAGUUGAGAAACAAGUUGUAACAAUAGAAAAUCCUUCAAAAGUAGUCUAUGAAAAUUUAUUUAAAAAAUAUCCAUUAACAUUGAAAUGUCCAUGUAAUCAAAUAAUAAUACCCUAUGGUUCAUUUAUUUCAUUUGCAUCUGAAUAUCAUCCGGUAUGUUCAAGUUUAUUUAUAUCCGAUGAAUGGAUUAUUUCAACACGUGGAAGAUAUCCACUUGAUAUAUAUCCUACAGUAAAAUUUGAAGAAUCUGGUCCAUAUAUUUUUAAUACAUUAGCUACAUUAUGUUCAUUAAUACAAAAUACAUUGUCUAAUGCUUGGCAAAUUUUUAAUCGAUCAUCAUUGAUCACUAGUCAAACAUUAUCCUAUGAAGAAUUAAUCGAUCGAUCUAAUGCAACAUUACAACAAUUUAUUCGAAAUACAGUAGCUGAAUUUAAACGUCUUCGUAAAUUAAUUUCAACACAUAAUCAUGGUAUGUUCUUAGCAGAUUAUAAUACAAAAUUUUCUACUUCACAUGUAAAUAAUAAUGAUACACGUAUUGAAUUUUCUUCAUUACCAAUGAUUAUUGACAAUUGUUCAUGUGCAAUUAAUAAUGAAUGUAAAAAAUCGAUCGGUUUAUAUACCUAUGAUGAUGGACAACUCAUAUUUGAAAUACCAAAUUUAUUUAUUAGUUGUUCAAUCAUUCAAGGUGUUCUAGAAUCAUCACUUGAAUGUUUUUUUAAUCAAUCCUGUUUAGAUAUUGUUCAAUGGUAUAUUAUAUCAACAAAAUCUAUAGAAAUACCUAUUUUAAAUGCGAGUAAUACUCGUUUUUUACCUGAAACACCGAUUGAUGUAUUACUCGAUUCACUUAUGAUCGAACAAUGGGGUCAUCAUAUUCAAUACGAUCAAUACUUUAAUCAAUGUGCAACAAAAUUGUGUUCAUAUACAUUCCUAUCACGUCCUAAUCCAUUGUAUGUGAUAACAAUAUUAGUUAGUUUAUUCGGUGGACUUUCCAUUGCAUGGAGAAUAAUCUUACCGAUCAUUGUUGGUAUUUUACGUAAUCGUAUGCGACCGAAAAUCUCACCUCCAACUAACACACAAACAAAUCGUUCUCUUCGACUGAUCGAUCACAUACGAUGUGUAUGGAAAUCAUUGAAGAAUAAAUUAUUGAAAUUCAAUAUAUUCGAAAAUGAAGCAACAUGGAAUAAUGAAUAUCAUAUUCGUACGGAAAUUCUUGGUACUCGUAUCUAUAUUCUUUGCCUUAGUAUUUCAAUAAAUUUUCUAAUCAUUUAUACAUUAUUAAUUAUUCAAACACAAUCAAUUAUCAUUAAUAAUCCAUCUUUAAUACAAUUUAAAGAUUUACAAACAAAUCCGAAAUAUUCUUCUACAUUAAAUUGUCCAUGUCAAAAUAUUUCUAUUGAAUACAAAUCAUUUAUUAAAAUAAAAAUGGAUUAUCAUCAAUUUUGUUCAAGUGAUUUUAUUUUAAAUUCAUCAAUAUGGCUUAAUCAAAUUUAUUUUUCUCAAGCUACUCUUAUUUAUUCCUAUAUCGAUUAUCGAUUAUUUAUUGUAUCUCAAUUUCAAUGGCUUAUUUCAUUAUGUACUUUAGCGAAUGAGACAUUAUCCAAUGAAUUAAUUCGUUUUUAUUCAAAUACAUUUGUUAGUAAACAUUUACAAUCGCGUGAAAAUAUUGAACAACAAGCUAAUACUACUAUUGUUCAAUUUCGUAUAUCAACACCACGAACAUUUUUACGUAUACUCGAUGCUGUUCGGUCGAUAGCACAAGGUAACGGUAUUGUUUCAUCAACAAUGUCGAAUUGGUAUUUUUUUGCAUUAAAUCGAAAUGUUCAAUCUGAUUCAUUGUGGAGUCAAUCACGAUUCUAUGGUGAGAAUAAUAAUUGUUCAUGUGCUACAAAUGCAAUGUGUACAUCAUCGGCUACUAUUAAUGGAUCGAUUGUCCCUGGUUUUCGUGUCGGUUGUUAUGCACUUGAAGCUCUUCUUCAAUCGACUCUUGAAUGUCUUUAUAAUAUAACAUGUAUUAAUGUACUAAAAAAUAUGUAUUAUUUUUCGAAUAUUACUUUUCGAUCACUUGAUCCUCUAGUUUCUUCAUCUAGUGUCACUGUUCAAACAUUAAUCAAUAAAUUAAUGAUUGUUCAAUGGGAAGCAAAUGUUAAUUAUGAUCAUUAUUAUUUAUCAUGUGCACCAUUGCAAUGUAAUUAUUCAAUUCGCGAACGAGUUAGUCUAAUCUAUAGUGUAACAACUAUUAUUGGACUAUUUGGAGGAUUAACAGUUUUACUCAAAAUUUUUGCUCCUAUCUUGGCAAAAAUUGUACGAAAAAUUCAAAUUCAUCAUCGUCAACACCGUACAGUGAUGACUAUGACUACAGUCGAAGAACAACAACAAAAUAAUAACAAUUGA